AUGGCUCCUAAAAGCACAUGGUUGUUCGUGCUGCUGAGCUGCGCAGCCUGCACUCAGGUUCUGGGAGAAAUCAUCAUGAGACCCAGCUGUGCUACCGGAUGGUUUUACCAUAAUUCCAACUGCUAUGGGUAUUUCCGGAAGUCAAGGAACUGGCAUGAGGCUGAGCUCGAGUGCCAAUCACAUGGAAACGGAGCCCACCUGGCAUCUGUUCUGAGUGCAAAGGAAGCCAGCACUAUAGCAGGAUACAUAGCUGGCUAUCAAAAAGUCAAGUCUGUCUGGAUCGGCCUGCAUGACCCACAGAAGAGGCAGCAGUGGAAGUGGAUCGAUGGGGCCAUGUAUUUGUACAGGACCUGGUCUGGCAAGUUUGCGCGUGGGGACAAGUACUGUGCUGAAAUGAACUACCACAAUAAUUUUUUAAGUUGGACCAGCAAUGACUGCAGCAAACGCCAACACUUCCUGUGCAAAUACCGACCAUAG
Messenger RNA from Sorex araneus (European shrew), 477 nucleotides. It is a transcript of the gene REG4, whose product is annotated as regenerating family member 4. Gene Ontology annotation, molecular function: mannan binding; signaling receptor activity. Bases 1 to 477 code for a protein of 158 amino acids. The transcript has 5 exons. NCBI's taxonomy places the organism in Eukaryota, Metazoa, Chordata, Mammalia, Eulipotyphla, Soricidae. The record is from RefSeq and is a predicted model, not a curated record.